CCCCCAUCCUCAGGGAGCGCAGGCGCACUGGGUCCGCUGCUCUUCUCCCUACCCCUUGCUUCUUUCCGGCAAAGGUUUGUGGAAGCGGGCUGGAGGCCGCCUUUGAAAGACAGUGACAUUCAUUUCCCAAGCUGGGGUCUGUGGGGGCCGAAGUGGGCGGUCCCCGGACCGUGAGGUGGCCAUGGAGGCGAAGGUGGGACCGGCGGAAUCCGGGGAGCCUGCUGAGCUCCCCGCUGCGGUGCGGGCGAAGAUCGAGCGAAAUCGGCAGCGAGCAUUGAUGCUACGCCAAGCUCGGUUGGCGGCCCGGCCGUACCCAGCGGUGGGGGCUGCUUCGGGGAGCGCGGAAGGUGCAGGCAUUACUAAUGUGAAAUCAGCACCAAAAAUAAUUGACACAGGAGGAGGCUUCUUUUUAGAAGAGGAAGAAGAAGAGGAGCAAAAAAUUGACAAAGUUGUACAUAAACCAGGGCCUGUUCUAGAAUGUGAUUAUGCAGUUUGUGAAGAAUGUGGGAAAGAGUUUAUGGAUUCUUACCUGAUCAAUCACUUUGAUUUGGCAACUUGUGAUAAUUGCAGAGAUGCUGAUGGUAAACACAAGCUUAUAACCAAAACAGAAGCAAAACAACAGUACCUCUUGAAAGACUGUGAUUUGGAAAAGAGAGAACCAGUGCUUAAAUUUAUUGCGAAGAAGAAUCCUCAUCAUUCACAGUGGGACAUGAAACUUUACUUAAAACUGCAGGUUAUAAAGAGGGCUCUUGAAGUCUGGGGCAGUGAAGAAGCCCUAGAGGAAGCAAAGGAAGUUCGACAGGAAAACCGGGAGAAAAUGAAACAGAAAAAAUUUGAUAAGAAAGUAAAAGAAUUACGAAGAGCUAUAAGAAGCAGUGUAUGGAAAAAAGAAACAGCUAUUCACCAGCAUGAGUAUGGACCCGAAGAAAGCAUUGAAGAUGACAUGUACCGGAAGACUUGUACAAUUUGUGGUCACCAACUGACAUAUGAAAAAAUGUAAUGUGAGUUUUUAGACUUAACCUUUUUGAAAUAUUUUAUAUUUAAAUAAAAUUUUAAUGACAAGUUUUGUAAUUAUGCAAAA
Molecule: messenger RNA, 1081 nt
Organism: Dromiciops gliroides (monito del monte)
Lineage: Eukaryota; Metazoa; Chordata; Mammalia; Microbiotheria; Microbiotheriidae
Gene: XPA
Product: XPA, DNA damage recognition and repair factor
Biological process (GO): nucleotide-excision repair, DNA damage recognition; base-excision repair; nucleotide-excision repair involved in interstrand cross-link repair
Cellular component (GO): nucleotide-excision repair factor 1 complex
Molecular function (GO): damaged DNA binding
Source: RefSeq, a predicted model, not a curated record